AUGCUGAGGUCUGCUGGGCUACUUUUAUUAUCUCUCCCUGAACCCCGAACUUUAUUAUCCCCUAGUGUUUAUUCUCACGGGCAUGAGGUUAUUUGGUGUUGGUACACACAGCACCUGAUUCGUGAACCUUGGUUGAUUGUUUGUGAGGUGGAUGAGAGCCUGCACCCCGUCGAGCAGCUGGAGCGCCUGGACGAGCAGGCGAGUCUGCUGCGGGACGAGGGCGAUUUCGACGCGGUGGCGGAGUGCCGCAUGAAGCAGGUGGCGCUUCACAACGUGCUCGUGUACCUUCACGGCUUCCCCCAGGCGCAGGCGAUCCGCGCGAAGCUGGCGUUGGUCGAGGCUUACGCCGAGGGUAAGUACUUCGCGCAGGCGCGGGAGCACCUCGGCGCGGCGGAGUUGUCGGUCUCCUCAGAUGUGGAGGACGCCCUGCAGAGCAAGCGCUUGAAGGUGGACUGCCUCAUCGCCGAGGGCGUGGUCCACCUGGAGGAGGGUGCUGGGCAUUUUGACGACGCCAAGCAGUGCCUCGCCAGGGCCAGCAAGAUGACGACGGAGGUGUACGGCGACGGCGAUGAGCGCCUGGCGCGCAUUCACGAGAUGCUCGGUCGCAUCGCCCUGCAGCAGGAAGACUUCCCGAGGGCCAAGGAGCAUUUCGAGGACGCGAUGCUCAUCCACUCGGAGUUCCCCGAAGGCGAGGAGCACGUCCGGCUGCAGCUGCAGGUGGCAGAGGCCGUCUACCUGGGCGGUGACGUCGAGGAGGCCAUCAGGCAGCAGGACGACGUCGUGAGCAGCCUGCACACUGUAGCGUCGCUCCCGGUUGUGCUCGCCGACGCGUCGGUGCGUCUCGCUACCUGGCUGUCCAAGGAGGACCGCGCCGACGAGGCGCUGAGGGCUCUGGAGACCGCCGAGAAGGUCGUGGUCGAGAAUCUUGGCCAGGAGGACGCAAAGGCCUUGGACAUCAAGCGCGAGAUCGCUAUCCAGCAUCUGAAACUGGGCGACAACGACAAGGCUCUGCAAUGCCUGCAACAUGUGGAGUUCCUCGCGCGGCGGAUCCAUGGCUCGCAGUCCAGGAGUGUCGCCCGCACUCUCAAGGCCCUGGGCUACGUCCACUGCAAGGUGCGCAACUACGCCAUGGCGGAGCAGUGCUACCUGCAGGCCCUGAGGAUAUUCGAGAUCGACCAGACUGGAAGCAGAGCGAUCAUCAGGGACAUCCAGGCGAGUCUGGGCGCCAUUGCCGACCUCCGGCGAUCGGCGCCGUGA
Prorocentrum cordatum is the source of this 1257-nucleotide messenger RNA. NCBI's taxonomy places the organism in Eukaryota, Dinophyceae, Prorocentrales, Prorocentraceae. The record is from the annotation of a GenBank genome assembly.